UGAUUGUGACCACCACUAGUAUAUUAAUAUGAAGAUAGACAUACACAUCGAGACUUAUUAGAACGGUUCAAAUCCACCAAAAAACGAUCAAGAGUCAAGAGAAGAGUGGCAUUUUCUAAUAACUCCCAUGGAAGCCGAAGCUUCAGCGUUUGAGACGAGUGAGAUGGUGGCGAUAUUCUUGGCGUCGACGCCAUUGGUGAGGGAGUCGUGGAGGCUGUGCGAAGCAGCGUCGUUUUCGCCGAUGGGUAUCGUAAUAGAACAAAAAGGCGACGUGGGAUAUUUGGCCUUCUCCUCAAUUCAAACGGGGCAAGCCAUCGCCGACCCCAACUGGGCUCGUUUGGUUCCUUUGGAGAUAGCAGGCGACGUUGUUUUUGGACCACUUCUCAGUCGCCGUGACGGUGACGUUGACACUGACUGUGACGGUGAUCGGCAGCCUGUUAUGAUCCACGCUGGCCUGUUAGAACUCUUUUUGUCCUUGUUUCGCUCUCAAAAUCUACAACACCAGAUAUUGUCAUUAAAAGAGCAAUGCAAUUCUAUAGUGAUCACAGGUCAUUCCUUAGGGGGUGCAAUAGCCUCUCUUUCAACAUUGUGGCUUCUUAGUCAUUGUCACCUCCAAUCAGUCUCUUAUUCACCCUCAGUCCUCUGCAUCACCUUUGGCUCACCAUUGCUGGGAAACGAGUCCCUCUCACGAGCCAUCCUUCGCGAGAGAUGGGGUGGAAACUUUUGCCAUGUAGUGUCCAAGCAUGACAUUAUGCCAAGGCUGCUCCUUGCUCCUUCAGCCACAGUCACUCCUCAAAUGCAGCUGUUGCUUCAUCAUUGGCAUGUCUCAAUGGGAACUACUACUACGGCUCCUCAUUUUGGCAGUCAUCAAAAUGUUGCUGCUGCCCAACUUGGAGACCCAGAGAAAGCAGAGUUCUUUGGACUCAUUAUGGCUUGCUUGAAUAAUUCUUCAUCAGAAGAGGCUUUGAAAAACUUGUUGUUUUGGCCCUUCGGAAACUACCUGUUGUGCUCCCAGGACGGAGCCAUUUGCUUGGACAAUGCAGCAUCUGUCAUUAAGAUGAUGCAUCUGAUGUUCAUGACAGGCUCUCCCAAUGAGUGCAUUGAAGAUCAUCUCAAGUAUGGAGAAUACGUUGGAAGAGGUUCUUCACAGUACCUGAAACGUUUUGUCCAAAUGCAGCCUUCUGAAUCAUGUUACGAGGCAGGACUUGCCUUGGCAUUGCAUUCAUCAGGGAUUCCUUCCCAGGAACCAGCUGUUAGUUCAGCCAAAGACUGCUUAACUAAUGCAAGACGAGUGGGGCGGCGCAUGCCUGAAAUCACGUGUGCUAAUCUUGCUGUAAAAUUAUCCAAAAUUGUCCCAUUUCGAGCUGAAAUAGAGUGGUAUAAAGCAUCUUGCGAUGAGUCCAGUGAUCAAAUGGGAUACUAUGAUGCCUUCAAGAGGAGAGGAUCCUCAAAAAAGGGUAACCAAGUUGAUAUGAAUAGGCGCAAACUUGCUGGCUUCUGGGACAAUGUUAUUGACCUAUGGGAAAGCAAUCAGCUGCCUUAUGAUUUUCAUAAAAGAGCAAAAUGGGUCAAUGCUUUCCAUUCCUACAAGCUAAUUGUUGAGCCACUUGAUAUUGGAGAGUACUACAGAAAGGACAUGCACAUACAUAACGGACAUUACUUGAGAAAUGGAAGACCAAGAAGGUUCCAAAUUUCUGACAGGUGGUGGAAAGAAAGAAGAAAAAAUGAGAAGGAUAAUGAUGCAAGAACCACACUUGCAAGUGCGACUCAAGAUUCAUGUUUUUGGGCAAGGCUGGAGGAAGCAAUGGAAUUGCUAGCUAACCUUCAAAGUGAGAAUGAAGAAGUGAAGAAGGAGACAUGGGUCAAUAUCAAUAAAUUCAAUGAAUAUGCUAGGAGAUUAGUUGAAAGGAAAGAGGUGUCCAAAGAUGUUCUGGCCAAAAACUCAAGCUACACUAAGUGGACUAAAGAUCUAGAAAAACUAAGUUCACCACUUGUUUUUCCUGUGACUCCUUUCCCUGAGUUCCCUCAGAUGAAGUUCUGAAGUUUCCAAAUUUCAAGGUGCCUUUGGAAGGUCAUUUGAGAAUUAGAGUUCGAUGUAAUUACGGGUAAUUACCAGGAUAAUUACGUAGUUUGACGUGUUUUUAUAGGCACGUAAUUACAUAAUAACUAGAAGAUAAUUAGGAGGCCUGAAUUACUCUCUCUAAUUCUCAUAUUCCCAUAAAAAUUAAAUGUAAUUACGUACCAAAAAAUAAUUUUAAUUAUUUAAUUAAUAUAAUAAUUAUUUAUAA
Molecule: messenger RNA, 2288 nt
Organism: Cannabis sativa
Lineage: Eukaryota; Viridiplantae; Streptophyta; Magnoliopsida; Rosales; Cannabaceae
Product: lipase-like PAD4
Exons: 4
Coding region: 128-2041 (637 amino acids)
Biological process (GO): lipid metabolic process
Source: RefSeq, a predicted model, not a curated record